Molecule: messenger RNA, 255 nt
Organism: Dichomitus squalens LYAD-421 SS1
Lineage: Eukaryota; Fungi; Basidiomycota; Agaricomycetes; Polyporales; Polyporaceae
Exons: 2
Coding region: 1-255 (84 amino acids)
Source: RefSeq, a predicted model, not a curated record
AUGUCGGACAAAGUCGACUCGAGCUCUCUCUCCUCUCUCUCCAACAUCAACCAGUACCCCAACUGGGCUGCGCAGAUGAAGGGCUAUCUGAUCAUGAUUGGUUCCUGGACCGUCACCAACUCGGCACCCACUACUACGGCUACUACUGCAACAGCUGAAGAGCUUAAGGAGCAUGACCUUAAGGUUCAACGGGCCCAGGGUAUCAUCAUGAUGAAUGCGAGCGGCGAGGAGCCGAAAGGGGAGAAGAGAGGGUAA